GACGAGGCAGAGCGUCAUGACUAGCAGGACGCUUUGUGGUAGGAAGGAUACCCUACAUGCAGCACAAAAUGCAGCACAGUAGCGAUUCCUCUAAACAACUUUCUUGCACGAUACGUGUCAGAAUUCAGCCAUCAGAGUGUAGCGCGUAGCCAACGAGCCAACAUAAUAACCGCUUUUUUUUAUUUUUUUUUUAUUUCAUCUACUAAAGUGACGCCGGAGGAGCGCUUUCUGCGCUGCACUGUCCAUCCGACAGAACUAGUCCAGACAUGAGUAACGUUAAUCUGAUGUUUUGGGACCAGUUGCAGGCUGGCAGCUCCGAAGUGGACUGGUGUGAAGGCAACUACCUUAUUUACCCCAGCAUCGCCGAAUUUUACAACACGAUCAGCAACAUUUUGUUUUUUGUUUUGCCACCGAUAUUAAUGUGCUUGUUCCGCCAAUAUGCAACACAUUUCAACAGUGGGAUUUACCUCAUAUGGAUACUACUAGUUGUGGUUGGUAUUGGAUCAACUUAUUUUCACGCCACCCUCAGCUUUCUUGGCCAAAUGCUGGAUGAGCUGGCGAUUUUAUGGGUUCUCAUGUGCGCCAUUGCCAUGUGGUUUCCCAAGAGAUACCUGCCAAGGAUGUUCCGGAGAGAUCGAUCAAGAUUCAAAGUGGUCAUCGGCAUCUUGUCGGGGAUCACCACCGGGCUGGCCUUUGUUAAACCCGUCGUCAACUCACUGUCACUCAUGACUCUGGGCAUCCCCUGCACGGCACUGCUCAUUACUGAGCUCAAAAGGUGUGAAAACCCACGUGUGUUCAAGCUGGGCCUGAUCUCUGGGAUCUGGUGGGCGCUGGCGCUGCUCUGCUGGGUCAGUGACAGGAUACUGUGUGAAAUGUGGUCUUCUGUUAACUUCCCCUACUUGCACUGUGCCUGGCACAUCCUCAUUUGUCUGGCCUCUUACUUGGGUUGCGUUUGUUUCGCCUACUUUGACGUUGCAACCGAGGCCCCGGAACGAGGCCCCGUCAUAAUGUUCUGGCCUAACGAGAAAUGGGCUUUCAUCGGUGUGCCGUAUGUUUCCUUACUCUGCGUCCACAAGAAGUCAACUAUCAAGGUGACUUAAAGAGGGCCGAGUCCAGCAUUCUGCAGAUUCCCACCAGCAAGAUAUCACAGCAAUGCUGCCUCAGCUGGUGCUUUUUGUUGACAGGAGGAUGCACAUUUUAGCCAAGCGCAAGGACUUACCUUUUCCUGUCUUUACUUUGUGAUGAAGUAGUGUUUUAUGAGACUCUGGGGUAAAAUAUGUGUGUAAUAUAACACAGGUUACUCUGUAAAUAACAUCUCAAACCCAAGAAACCUCUACAGUUUUGUCAACAUAUUCUCAGGCUUUUCAUAAUGAGACAUCGUGUAAUGUAUUAAGGAUGAAAAUAUUUCUCUUAUGCAUUGAGACCACUUCAAGAGCAGAUUUAUGACAUUUCGUGAUGGUCU
Melanotaenia boesemani (Boeseman's rainbowfish) is the source of this 1462-nucleotide messenger RNA. It is a transcript of the gene acer2, whose product is annotated as alkaline ceramidase 2. The transcript has 6 exons. Gene Ontology annotation, cellular component: membrane. Gene Ontology annotation, biological process: ceramide metabolic process. The coding region runs from base 267 to 1100 and encodes 277 amino acids. Gene Ontology annotation, molecular function: hydrolase activity, acting on carbon-nitrogen (but not peptide) bonds, in linear amides. NCBI's taxonomy places the organism in Eukaryota, Metazoa, Chordata, Actinopteri, Atheriniformes, Melanotaeniidae. The record is from RefSeq and is a predicted model, not a curated record.